This is a messenger RNA of Chara braunii, 2909 nucleotides long. NCBI's taxonomy places the organism in Eukaryota, Viridiplantae, Streptophyta, Charophyceae, Charales, Characeae. The record is from the annotation of a GenBank genome assembly.
ACGGACACUCGCAGUACAAGUGUCAGAAUGCAAAGGUUUCGCAAAAGGUAGCCCUAAAGAUAGGGACAUCUUAUUCCCAGGCUUCUAGCUCGGGAAACGCGACCGGGUGCGACACCUUAGUAGACCAGUAGCAUGUACUUUAGGCAACAAAGAGCGCAUGAUUGUAACAGACUAUAUCAAGGACGUAGUCUGUACCUUCUCCUAUGGAAGAGGAGAACUUAACCAUAAGAUCUCGUUCUUGGUUAGCGACGACUUACCAUUCAACAUGUUGUCAGACAUGUACUACCUCGAAGUUGGUAAGCCCCAGUUUGACCGGGAUAAGAAGGUGCUCAAGCAUAAGUUGUCCGAUGGCAGAAAUGUCAGAUUGACCAAGUUCAAAGCCAGUAACAUUAUAGAUACCUAUGGUUGCUUGUGCUCAUCAACGUUCUACCAUUACUAUAAGCAAAACGAAGAGGAGGGUAUGUACCUUGUGUAUGUCUCUGAGAAAGGGGAGGCUGUUAAAACACCCCCAGAGAUAGAACACGUCGUUGCUAAGUUCCUUGAUCUGUUCGAGGAACCUACAAAAGUUGUUGAAAGGGAAGCCGUCCACGCUAUAGAAAUCAUUCCAGGGAGUAAAACCUCAAAGGGAAGGAUCUAUAGGAUGACCCCCGCCGAGUUAGAUGAACUUCGGCGACAUCUUAAGGAGCUGACAGAGAAGGGAUGGAUUCGGCCUAGUACUUUCCCUUACGGAUCUCCCGUGCUAUUCGUAUCGAAGAAGGGGGGUACUUUGAGGAUGUGCAUUGACUAUAGAGGCUUCAAUGCCAUCACAGUAAAGAACGUAGAGCCUCUACCUCGCAUAGAGGACCUCCUGGAUAGGGUGCACGGAUGCAAGUACUAUAGUAAGAUAGGCUUGAAAUCCGGAUAUCACCAAAUCGCAAUAAGACCCGAGGACCAACACAAGAUAACCUUUCAGACCAGAUACGGUUUGUAUGAGUUUGUAGUGAUGCCUUUUGAUCUUUGCAAUGUGAUGGGUACAUUCCAGCACGCUAUAAAUCGGAUCUUCCAUGACCAUUUAUAUAAGUUUGUCGUGGUUUACUUGGACGACAUUCUGAUCUUUAGUACGUCUGCCGAGGAGCAUGCGCAUCAUGUUGAGAUGGUACUUUCACUCCUGCGACAACACAAGUAUAAGGUCAACUUAGAGAAGUGACAAAGUGUUUCCAUGGAUUUCAUGGACACCCUGGUGACUAGUAAGAGUGGCAAGAGACACAUCUUUGUCAUCAUCGAUCGAUUCACUAAGUACGCUAGACUAGUGCCUAUGCCAGAGACCGCAAGAACUGACUAUGUCAUCAAGUUGUUCAAAGACAACUGGGACAAACUAAUAGCCAGCCACUUCACGAACUGGGAUGAGAGGAUCCAGCGGUUGGAGACCAGAGUGGCUGAUCUGGGAACUCAACAAUCUAAGAUCCUGGACUCUAUCCAGAAUCUGACUGCUGAGUUAACAACGGUCAACGUCAUCACUCCCCUGGUCCCGGUGGUUUCCUCUCCAAAACCCAAGAAGCCUUCGCAACCUCCUUCACCCCCUGGAUCUCCUCAUCCCUCUCACAAGUCUUCUCCCUCUGUCACCUCCCAGGCCAAAGCCACGCCUCCUCCCACCUUUGCUGUUGUUGUUGUUGGGGACCAGCGAGGUCCUAAAAUCCCUGCCCCCAACAAAUACAAGGGGGAUGACCCCGAAGUUGAUGUUGGGGACUGGGCGGCCAUAACCCAGGCAUAUCUGAAGGGGUUCCAGUGCCGAGAACAGCAAAAGGUGGCUACUAUUGUGGGGCUGCUGGAGGGCCCAGCCCAGAAAUGGGCUACAUCUACAGCUAGUGUCGAGCAGCAGUCUUUGGAGGGUUGGGCAUUGGCACUGGGGAUUGACAAACUUUUGCAGGCCCUAGAGGACAGGUUUGCAGAGAAGGAACGUGCACGCAAAGAUGCUGAUAAAAUAGCACACCUGGGCCAGCAGCGUUACAGCGGCAAUCUGCAGGCUCUGUUUACUGAUUUUGAACAGCUCACCUCCACCCCUGGCUUUGUUAUGUCUAUUGAUGAUUUGCUGACUUACUUUUGCAGGGUUGUGCCUGAAAAGUUCUGUGUGGCAUUGUACAGCGCAGGGCACAAAGACUGGAGGUCAUUUGACCGCGCAACAUUGGACAUGGAGGCCAAACUUCAUGUCCAGGCCUCUUCCAGUGACAGGAAGAAAGGCGCUUUCGCUCGCGGUGGUAGAAGGGGAAAAGCGGCUUUGCUCACGCAGAAUCGGCGUCAUCAUCUGAUGCAGGAUCCCGGCCUGGCCUUGACUCGUGCACCUGUUCUGAAGCUACCUGACCCCACUUUGCCAUUUGUCCUGACCAUUGACGCCAGUGAGUAUGGCAUUAGGGCAGUACUUCAGCAGGAUGAUGGGAAUAGUCUGAGACCUGUUGAAUUCAUGAGUAAGAAGAUCAAGACUCAGAAGGUUCAUGACUCUUCCUACGAGAAAGAGCUGUAUGCUCUUGUCAGUGUCCUGAAACAUUGGAAACACUUUCUCCUAGGCAGGCACUUCAAGAUCUUUUAUGAUCAUUCCACCUUGCAGUGGUUGAAGUCCCAGGGAGAGUUGAAUGACAAGUUGGCACGCUACAUUUAGUUCAUUGAUUUGUUUGACUUUGAACUGAAUCACAAGAAGGGCUGCUACAAUAAAGUAGCUGACGCCCUCUCUCGUAGGCCUGACUCUUUUGCGCUGAUCUCCUCUACUCAUUCCUUUGGAGAGGAGGUUCGUUAGAAUAUUGCUCGUUUACUGCCUCAGGAUCCGACUUAUGAACCCAUCGUCAGGAAUCUGCAAGCAGAUCCCAAUUCCGAACCAGACUAUGGUAUAAGUUCAAAUCUGCUGUACACUUACAACAGAGUAAAGGAGCGCUUAUGUA